Eupeodes corollae is the source of this 2024-nucleotide messenger RNA. RefSeq lists its product as uncharacterized. The transcript is spliced from 2 exons. Bases 31 to 1044 code for a protein of 337 amino acids. The record is from RefSeq and is a predicted model, not a curated record. Lineage: Eukaryota; Metazoa; Arthropoda; Insecta; Diptera; Syrphidae.
CUAAUUGACCUUAGAGAGCCUUCCCCACUCAUGUCUAAGGUCAAUAGUUCGAUGACAAGAGUCGACACCGGGGAGAACAAACUUUAUCAACCCUCUUUGACCUCAAAAUUAUCAACAUCAAUGCCAAAAUACAGACAAAAUUUUGCAAUGAAUGAUGAAGUGCUUCAUGUAAUAAAUAACAAAAACCUACAUUUGUCUAGAAUAAGAAACAAACGUACAGUUCUAGAAUUAAAUCCUUUUAAGGAUCGGGAAAAUACCACAGAUGAAUACUCCAACCCUUUGACUAUGAGAAGAAAAAUUAAAAAAACUCUUAUAAGACGCUUGGGUCCGAUACAGGAGAAACAAACAAAUCAAAUGCUGACCAUUAAUAAUAAUGGUCCUCACAGAUGGCAUGUUGUUGUAAGAAAGCGAAAACCUAUUGUAAACAGCACAGAACUAUACGCUCUGGAAUCUGAUUUAGUACCAGAAUUGUUGUUAUCGAUGCUAUCACCAACAUCACUUAACAUAAGAAACUCAUCAUUAAAAACUUCUUCAGGCUAUCACAUAAUACCCUCGCAAGAAGAAAAAACAAUAAAAAAUUCAAUCACACUAUUAAAAAUGCCAAAUAAUGAAACAGUGUUCAGCUCAAAGCGUCAAGAAGCACUGCUACCAACAUCACUUCCUAUACGAAUGGGUCGGAGAUGUAACUUAAGAAAAUGCUCGCGGCUAGAAGUCAAAAAGAAAACUCUUAAAGCAAAAUUACAACAACAACCUUCAAAAACGCAAAUAACACUUCAAUCUGCCUCGAAAGAAACAAUUACUGUGAUUGAAACAUCCACUCUGAAAGAGACCUCAUUAUCCGUUGAAACAAUAAUUGCUCCAAAGACAUAUACGUACAUCGUAGAACGUGUUCAUGAAAAUGAACAUCAAAUUCAAUCAUCGUCGUUAGUACGUUACAAGACGCAAAUGAUAACUCAUACCAUCUUUAAAACAAACACAAUACUCUUGACAAAUACUCAACUUAUUAAGCCAACGAAAUACGAUUUACUUGAUCAAAUGUUUUGAGUUAUUUAAAAAAUGGUAAAUACUCGUAUGUGUGUACAAAACGUCAUUCUAAAUGGUUUUUAUUAUUAAUAAUUAUUAUUAAUUUCUGAUUAAAUACUUUCUAAAACGACGUAAAAGUAUAAGAAUUGAAGAUUAAACACCCUGAAUGAGUUAAAAAUUCAAAACUUAAAAAUUUGUUCACGGGCUUCUGGAAUCUUCAAAACAGGAUAGAGAUAUAUUUUCUUUCCAAAAAAAAAAUUAAUUUUUUUGUAUGUGAAAAAUUUAACACAAAUUCCCGCAUCUAAUAUCAACUUUUCGAAAAAUUGUAACCGACUAUUCAACUUUAAACAAAAAAUAAACCCUUUUGAACUUGGAAUAGCACCUCAAUGAAAGUUCGAUGAAGUUUCGUCUUCAAAUAUUACCCAACCUAAAUAAUAAAUGUAAUUCGUAAGCAAAAUAACGAUAAAGACAGAAUAUUAUAAUAGUAACACUACGAAAGUAAGCACAGCAACCCAUUCCAAAAACAAAUGGUUGAAUAAAAUAUAACAAGUUUAAGUUUAAACGAAAAUGGACGACAAUAAGCAACAUCUAUAUUAGAGCCAAUACCUUAACUAAUUAUAUUUUAUCUAACAACUAAACUCAUAAUCAAACGUAAAAAUGUAAAUUUAAAAAAAUAUAUAUAAAUACAAUUGUUAGUUUCAAUUUUUAUGUUUGUAUUGUUAAAGUUUCUUGUAAAAAUAGUAUAGUUAGUUACCUAUGUAUAUUGAAUUUCUUAAGUGUUAAAGAUAAAUUUCUUUACACGCUUUUAUUCAUAAGACGCCAAAUUCAUCAGAAAUAAUCUUUAAUAAUAAUAAUGUUUGUAUGUAAAGUAGUGUUUAAUAAUAGUUAUUUUAUCUAAUAUUUCUGCCAUAAUUUUAUGUUUGAUUAAUUUUAAUUUAAAUCAAAUUUGUAUACAUAAAUUAAAUUAUCUGUGUAAAUAUAUAAUAUAUUAACAAAAGGAA